UAUCUCCGCCUAUGAUGUCUGUCAUUCCACCACUACAUUUCCUCCUGUCACUCUUUCUAGCUUUUCUCCUUUUGGUGGGGCUGGUGUUUAACUUAAUCGGCUGGCAGCGGGGUGGGGCGAAAAGCGGGCACCGGCGGCUACCGCCGGGUUCGAUGGGUUGGCCAUACGUCGGUGAAACUCUCAGCCUCUACACACAAAAUCCGAACACUUUCUUCUCCAAGCGUCAAAUGAGGUAUGGGAAAAUAUUCAAGAGUCACAUAUUGGGAUGCCCAUGUGUAAUGAUAUCAAACCCUGAGAUAGCCAAAAUAAUCUUGGUGACUCAGUCUCAUCUCUUCAAACCAACAUAUCCUUCAACCAAAGAGAUGCUGAUAGGCCCUCAGGCUGUCUUCUUCCACCAAGGUUCAUACCAUUCUCAUGUAAAGAAAUUGAUCCAAUCUUCAUUUCUGCCUUCCGCCAUUAAAGGUCAGGUUCACAAGAUCGAGGACAUCGUCCUCGGUCUUCUCGCGUCUUGGGAGCGUAUGGACACCAUCAACACCUUGCAUGAGAUGAAGAAGUAUUCAUAUGAAGUAGCAAUGAUAUCAGUAUUUGGGAAGGAGGUAGAGGGGAAUGAAAUUAGAGGAUUGAAGCAUUUGUAUCAUUGCUUAGAGGAAGGAUAUAAUUCCAUGCCUUUAAACCUUCCUGGAACCCCAUUCAAGAAAGCAAUGAAGGCUAGGAAGGUUCUUAAUGAGAGAUUGAGGAAGAUGAUACAGAAAAGAAGGGAGAUUGGGGAGCAUGGUGGAGGAUUGCUAGGAGUAUUUUUGGACUUAAAGGGGAAAGACCAACUGAGUGAUUCGCAGAUAGCAGAUAAUAUAAUUGGGGUCAUAUUUGCAGCUCAUGAUACCACUGCAAGUGUCCUAACAUGGCUUCUCAAGUACUUGCAUGAAUAUCCUCAUCUCUUGAAUGCUGUCAAGAUUGAACAAGAAGAAAUCUGGCGUGAGAGGCUGGAAACAAAGCGUGGGAUUACAUGGGAAGAUACUAGACGCAUGCCGGUUACUUCUCGAGUGAUACAAGAGACGUUGAGAGCUGCAAGCAUACUCUCGUUCUUGUUUCGAGAAGCAGUUGAAGAUGUUGAAAUAGAUGGCUUUCUCAUCCCGCGUGGUUGGAAGGUUCUUCCUCUCUUUAGAACCAUCCAUUACUCCUCAGACUUUUUCCCUGAGCCUAACAAGUUUGAUCCUUCACGAUUCGAGGUAGCACCUCGCCCAAACACUUACAUGCCGUUUGGGAUUGGAGCUCACUCGUGUCCGGGAAAUGAGCUAGCUAAGCUUGAGAUGCUUAUCCUCAUCCACCACUUGACCACCUCCUUCAGAUGGGAAGCCAUUGGAGAAGGUAAUGGCAUAGAGUAUGUUCCCUUCCCUGUGCCCAAACAAGGCUUGCCGAUCAAGCUCCACCGCGUCAGAGAAGUCUAGUGCCUUCAACGGCUAAUAAAAGUCGUUGAGAGGAAAUAAAAGUAUACAAUAGGGUAAGAGAAUAAAGAAGGAGAAGAUCAAACUAGUGACCGAAAACACAAAUAUGAUGUUUUAACUUUGUUUUCCUACAACUAUAUGAUAUUCAACCUUCUAUACUGUGUUUUCGUAUUAAUUUAGUUGUUGGUUUGA
Messenger RNA from Helianthus annuus (common sunflower), 1634 nucleotides. Its product is annotated as abscisic acid 8'-hydroxylase 2. Gene Ontology annotation, molecular function: heme binding; oxidoreductase activity, acting on paired donors, with incorporation or reduction of molecular oxygen; iron ion binding. Bases 12 to 1445 code for a protein of 477 amino acids. Gene Ontology annotation, biological process: sterol metabolic process. NCBI's taxonomy places the organism in Eukaryota, Viridiplantae, Streptophyta, Magnoliopsida, Asterales, Asteraceae. The transcript is spliced from 7 exons. The record is from RefSeq and is a predicted model, not a curated record.